Miscanthus lutarioriparius is the source of this 441-nucleotide messenger RNA. The record is from the annotation of a GenBank genome assembly. Lineage: Eukaryota; Viridiplantae; Streptophyta; Magnoliopsida; Poales; Poaceae.
AUGGCUGCUCCCGUCAGCGCCGUCGCCGCAGGAUCGGCCACCGUCACCUACUCCCCGGCGCUCCGGGUCCAGGGAAUGGAUGCAGUGUCGUUUCGGGUAUCGGCAUCUUUCAAUUUCCCCAGGCAAAGAGCAAACUUUCAAUCAAUUCGGGCGCGGCGGAUUCCAAAGCGCUUUCAGGUGUCAUGUUCGGCUAAACAAGAAACUGUUGACAAGGUUUGUGAAAUAGUGAAGAAUCAGUUAGCUCUACCCGAAGACACCACUGUAAUAGGAGAGACAAAGUUUGUAGACAUUGGAGCUGAUUCACUUGACACGGUUGAAAUUGUGAUGGGCCUUGAGGAGGCAUUCCAAAUCAGCGUGGACGAAUCGAGUGCUCAAGAGAUCCAGACGGUGGAGGAUGCUGCUGCUCUCAUCGACAAGCUUAUCACGGAGAAGGAUGCUUAA